This is a messenger RNA of Octodon degus (degu), 3655 nucleotides long. It is a transcript of the gene Map1s, whose product is annotated as microtubule associated protein 1S. The record is from RefSeq and is a predicted model, not a curated record. Gene Ontology annotation, biological process: axonogenesis; regulation of microtubule depolymerization; dendrite development. Lineage: Eukaryota; Metazoa; Chordata; Mammalia; Rodentia; Octodontidae. The transcript is spliced from 7 exons. Gene Ontology annotation, molecular function: microtubule binding; actin binding. Gene Ontology annotation, cellular component: synapse; dendrite; microtubule. Bases 1 to 3432 code for a protein of 1143 amino acids.
AUGGCGCCGGCCCGGGACUGUGUCCCGCACCACGCCGUGGGUGCGGCUGCCGGACCCGGUUUUGCCCGGCCGGAGACCCCGCUGCCUCGGCCUCCUGGCCACGGUACCCGGGCCACGCGCGCUGGCCGCCAGCCUUCCCACCCAGCCCGCAUCACCCGCGUCCGCCCGGACCCCACGCAGGACCCGCCGCGUCCACCGCCCCCCCGCCCGCCCUGCCUGGCCCUACCUCCCACACACAGCAGCGACAUGGCUGUGGCUCAGCGGCCGCACGGCCGGGACAGCUCUGUGCUCGCCGGAGCUAGGGCGCCGCCUGCCAUCUUGGUCAGCACCGGGGAGCGGACAGCGCCGACGCGGGUGACGGUGACGCGCGGGGCGGAUCCAGGCCCAGUCCCGCCCGCCGUGCCUCCCUACCCCUGCGCCCCCUCUCUGCGCGAAUUCCCCCUUCUAAGCCUGUGCGGGGGCGCUGGGGCCGGGGGCGCUGGGGCCCGGCCGACCCCGCCUCCGUGUCUUCGCCCAGGUAUCCGCUCCUGGGACGUGGAUCCUGGGGUCUGCAGCCUGGACCAGGAGCUCAAGACCUUCGUGUCCCAGCACUCGGCUACCUUCUCCAGCCUCGUCAAAGGCCAGCGGAGUCUGCAUCACCGUGGAGAUGCCCUGGAGACACUGGUCCUUCUGAACCCGUCGGACAAGUCCCUGUGUGAUGAGCUCCGGAACCUUCUGCUGGUGCCUGCCCCUCACAAGCUGCUGGUGCUGGCUGGGCCUUGCUUGGAGGAGACCGGGGAGCUGCUGCUCCAGACGGGAGGCUUCUCAUCGCAUCACUUCCUGCAAGUCCUGGAGGACAGGGAGAUCCGGGACCUCCUGGACCACACUCAGACCCCAGCUGAGCCAUCCACCCUCACGCUGGGCUGCCCGCCCUUUGGGGAUUGGACGCAGCUGGGUGCUGUGGAGCUGGGCUUGCUUGGGCAUCGACUGCGGCUCAACCCCACUGUGCGGCUGCCGGCCUCUGCUGGGCUACGUGAGCUCCUGGAUUACCUAGCUGGGUCCUUGGAGCCUCCAUCCCCCUUUGACCUGCUGGAGCCCCCGUCCUCCGGAGACUUCCUCAAGCUUGACCCGCCCUGUUGCUACAUCUUCCCUGGGGGUCUGGGGGACGCUGCCUUCUUCGCGGUCAGUGACUUCACUGUGUUGGUAAAUGGAGGCUCCAACCCCAAGGCCACCUUCUGGAAGCUGGUGCGCCAUGUGGACAGAGUGGACGCUGUGCUGGUGACACACGCAGGUGCUGACAGCCUCCCAGGCGUCAACAGCCUUUUGCAGCGAAAGGUGGCAGAGCGGCAGGAGGUGGCGGCUGGGGCUUCCUGGGAGGAUGGGUCGAGGCGCCUGGCCUCUCCGGGCUUGGGUGUUGUGUUUCUCCAUGCCCAUGAGCCUAUGUUGCGCCUGCUCGGUGGCCAGGACGAAGCCGAGGUGGCUCGCGGGCUCCUGGCACAGCUGGGCAUCACGCCGCUGCCCCUUCGCCGCAGCCCGCCCGCUGCACCCACUGUGUUGCUGGAGAAGCUGGGUGUGGGGCGCCUGGACCUACACGUGCUGCACCCACCCGCGGCUGCCACCACUCCUGCCUCAGCCUGUGCCCUGCUUGUGUGGCUCCCUGCUGACCCUACUGAGAAAGUGGUUCGUGCACUUUUCCCAGGCCGUACUCCGCCUGCCCGCCUGCUUGAGGGUCUGGGCCGCCUGCAGCACCUGGGCUUCCUGCGGGAGCCUGUGGUGACGCCACAGGACCUGCAGGCACUGCAGCGCACGGGCAGCAGGGACAGUGUGGGCUCCCGGGACAGCGCCAAGCGGGAGGCUGGGGUCACAGCCAAGGCUAGGCCAGGCUCGGAGCGCCCCACAGUGGCACGGAAGGAGGCCCCUCGAAGGACUGUGGAAGGUGAAGCCGGGCCUCCCCGGGAUGUGAAGAAGGACCCCAAGCCCUGCUUGCCUCGGACCCAGCUCCGGGACGGGCGCCGAGCAACCCUCUCUGCCUCUCACAUCAAGAAGGUGGGUGCCCAGAUGGCCCCCAAGGUCUCUGCUGUACAACCAGCGCAGAACGGGCCCCGCAGUGACCCCUUAGCAGGGGCCAUGCCAGGCCCAGGGGUUGGCUCAGAGCUAGGGCUGAGUGUGGGGGCCCAGGAGCUUGGCCUGGAGCUCCAGGGUGCCCUCAGUGUGGCCAGACCCCACUCACCCAUGUCCUCAGAGCAGCCACCAUCUCUAAGCCCGCUGCGGGACCCAUCACCUGCUGCCACCACACCCACUGCCACUACGCCCUCUCUGCCCGCUGAGGUGGGUUCACCGCACUCCACCGAGGUGGAUGAGUCCCUGUCUGUGUCGCUGGAGCAGGGGCUGCCACCGCCGGGCCCUGCGGGUGACCCUGGGCUAAGCCUCCCCCUGCGCGGACCCCGGGCACGGCGCUCGGCCUCCCCGCAUGAUGUGGACCUCUGCCUCGUGUCGCCCUGUGAGUUUGAGCAUUGCAAGGUAGUGUCCACCGUGCCCGCGUCCCCUGGAAGCUCCCAGGACAGCAGUGCAGGAUCCCAGGAGCGAGUGCCCGAGGAGACCCCACCUGCGUCAGUCAGUGAGUCUCUGCCCACGCUGUCGGACUCAGAACCCCUACCCGCUGUGCCUGGGGCUGUGGACUCGGAAGAUGACACGGACGCCUUCGCGGGGCCUCGAGACCCACUGCCAGCACCUCUCAAAGAUCCGCCGCCACUGCUGGACCCUCCAGGUCUCUGCAUGGUGGACCCCGAAGUGCUGCCGCCUUCGUCUGCCAGGCCUGCUGCUAACACUAAUCGCCCACGGAAGCCCUUGGCCCGGUCCAGUUCUGGUCCCAUGGGCCCCAAAGCCACACCCGCAGCUGUGCAGAAAAGCAAGGGCCCGGUAGGGGUGGAUCGGGCCAGCCGGGUGUCCAGUGCCCGCAGCGAGCCCAGUGCCAAGGGAGGCCGGGCACCCCUGUCCAGGAAGGCUUCAGUCCCCGGCACUGCCCCCAAGGCUGUCCCCAAGACCCUCACACGAGGUGCCUCUGGCCCCGUCAGCAGCCGGCCUGCGGCUGCCGCCUACCCUCCAGGGCCCCCGGUCUACCUGGACCUGGCUUACCUGCCUGGGGGCAGCGCGGGCCCACUGGGCCCGGAGUUCUUCCUGCGCGUCCGUGCACUUUGCUACGUCAUCAGUGGCCAGGACCAACACCGAGAGCAGGGGCUGCGGACUGUGCUGGAUGCGCUGUUGGACGCCAAGCGGCAGUGGGACUGUGACCUGCAGGUGACCCUGAUUCCCACCUUCGACUCAGCGGCCAUGCGCAGGUGGUAUGAGGAGACGCACAUGCAGCACCAGGCCUUGGGCAUCCGCGUGCUGGGCAGUGGCAGCAUGGUGUUCACGGAGGACGAGGCCUUCCCAGCCUGCAAGCUGGUUUUCUAGUCCCACCCAAGAAACUAAGCAUGCCCUGCAAUGUGGCUGUGGGUCCACACUGAGCCACAUUUAGUGGCCGCCUGCUGGGCCUAGCCCUGAGGGCAAGCACUGUGGCUCCAGUGACUGGACAGCAAACAAUGACUCGUGCACGCCUGGGGUUGCCCCUGGUGUCAGUUACUUGUUCACUUUUUUGGUGUGAUCAUUUUUUGGCAAUACUGGCAGUUGAGCCCAA